This is a messenger RNA of Panonychus citri (citrus red mite), 3002 nucleotides long. Its product is annotated as protein kinase C-binding protein 1-like. NCBI's taxonomy places the organism in Eukaryota, Metazoa, Arthropoda, Arachnida, Trombidiformes, Tetranychidae. The transcript has 6 exons. Gene Ontology annotation, molecular function: protein binding. The record is from RefSeq and is a predicted model, not a curated record. Bases 228 to 2597 code for a protein of 789 amino acids.
UUAUGUUAAGCCUACAAAAUGUUUCUUUCCUUUUACAAGUAACUUUUUAUUACCUUUUUAUUUUUAUUUCUUUUGUGUUAAUCAAUUAUCUUCUAAUCUUAAUCAAUCAAACAAGAUUCUUAAUUAAAGGUGAUUAUUUGUGAUAUGUAAGUUGCCUUGUUAAUCUUGUGAAUUAUUUUAAUUUUAAUUGGAUCAUCUGAUUGUCUUCAACUUGUUAGUCAAUAAAAAUGAUGAAGGAUCAUUAUUGCUGGUUUUGCCAUCGUAUUUGCCAACACAAGCUCAAUUGUAACAAGUGCGGUCGCAAUUUUCAUCUUAAAUGCGUCUCUGAUUAUAAACCACGUUUGUUGGAUGUUAAUGGAUUGAAAAAAUUUGAAUCAGUGUGUCCAGAGUGUAUUUCAUUGGAUCGUGAUGCUAAAAAGUGGGUCAAGGGUGAAGAUUUCGAACCAGUGCCCAAAAAGACACUGAACACUUUGUUGAAAUGUAUUUUAGAUUCUCUAAAGCCGGAGGCACCAGACCCAUUUCUCUGGCCUCUCACUAAAUUUCAAGCCUGUGCUAACCCGAUAGAUGUUUCGGAAAUUGGAAAACGAGCUGAAAAUAAUUCUUACAAUAGCCCAAGAGCUUUUCUUCAUGAUAUUUAUCUGAUUAUUCAUAAUUGUUUAGUUAUUUUUCGUUACUCUACACGGCUUAACGUUGAUAAAUCGAUACUCAGACAAAUGGCCGACUUUGACAAACUGGCCACAGCUUUCAGACGAGCUGUUGAUACAAAGAUUCGAUUUUUGGAAGAUUGUCCUUAUUGUAUUUGGAAUUACAGAAGAGACGCUGAAAAUUGGCUAACAAACCCUUGCCCUUGGGGUCAUCCUUUGGUCAUUGUUGAUAUAGAUACAGAGAGAAAAUUUGUGCCCGCUAAACUUAUUAAAUUCAAUCGAGCCUCCGGACGUGUCGAUAUAAUAUUAUUUGCGUUUGGUGAAAGAGUCAGAGUCAGUGCCGAUGAAUGUUGGGUACCCAGACUUUCUGAUCUAAUACCAGAUAGAAAAGACAAUGAAAGAUUAGCCGAAGCCAAAUCUCAAGCCAAACAAUAUCUCGAGAGUAUCGAGAAAAAGUUCAAAAUUAAGAUGAACUAUGGUAAAGAGCGACGGAAACUUACAGCUCGUGAUAAAGAUUAUAUUAAGAAAAAUUCUAUUCCAGAUAUAAUUGAAUUAACUGAUGAUGAAUCUAUUGUUGGUGGUGUGAUAAAUAAUCCAAGUGUUACUCCAAAUGAAAUACAACUUGAAAUUAAUGAAGAAACUUCAUCUAAACAUUCAGAUGAAAAUUCUAAUGGAGAAGUUACAAUUGACAUAAACAACAAUGACGAUGAGAUUAUCGAUGAGAUUGUUAAUGAGAUUAGUGAGACCAAUGAGACAAACACAGUGAUCAAUACUGUUGGACCUUCACCUCUUACAACUUUAAUUGAACGUAUACCCUCACCCGCACCCUCACCCUCACCAACACCAGCAUCAGCAACAGUAACAGCAACAGCACCAACACGCGCACCGACACCAGCACCAGCAACGGUCACCACAAAUCAACCGGAAACUGUUGAUAAUCUAGAUCAAGUAUCUAAUCCAAAAUCAACACCGAUCAAAAUUUCAAAUCCUACUAACGCUGUACCAUUGAAACCAAAUGAACCUUCAACAUCAACAUCAACAUCAUCUGUAUUCACCACUUCAUCAACAUCUACACCACCUCCGUCCAUGAAUGAAAAUCAAUUUGACAUUGUAUCAGAUGAGGAUGAAACUCAAACCAGCGAACCAGAUCACGAACCCGAACCCGAACCUGAACCUAUUGACAAUGAGAAGAAAUCAAAUGCCGCUCUUCCUUCACCACAAUUCAUCAUUGAAGAUGAUCACGAUAGUAACUGUGUGCCACAAUUUCAACCUAUUUCACCGUUUAGGCUAACCUUGAACGAAGAUGGUGCUAAUAACUUUUUCGAGUUGGAAACCAUGAAGCAUAAAUUAUCAAAUGGAUCAACUGAUUUUCGCCAAUCUAAAAAGAUGAAACUUGACGAAGAUAUUGUCAAUACUUCACAUUUAUUUGAGAUGAAAAGAUUGGAGCAACAAUUGGAAUUUGCAGAGAAAGAGAAACAAUUAAACCGUCAACAAAUCAGUGAAAUUCAAGAGCAAUUACGAUUAACCAAACAAAUGGCUGAAACUAAAUUAAAAACGACCGAAAUUCAAUAUCAAUCACAGAUUAAAAUUUUAAAAGACACAAUUGAAGAGGAAAAGAGAGCAAAAGAAAUUCUUAAUUCAAAAUUGGUCAAAGCAAUUGAACAAAGUGUUAAUUUAGUUCAACAAGUUGAUGCAACUAAAUCAUUCUGGGAAAAUAAAUUAACAGAAGAAUCAAAAUCAAGAAACGAACAGCACAAACGAGAGAUGGACAGUAAAAUCGAGGAGAUCAACACGUUAAACGAAAAAUUGAACCAAAUUGAAGAAAAAUACAAAAAAUUGGAAAACGAACACAACACAAUUUUGCCGAAAUACAAGCGACUUAGUACCACAAUUACAUCGCUACGACUCGAUUGUGGCGAUUUCAAUGAUGAAUCACCUGAGAAAACCAAUUAAAGCAUCUCAGUUCAAUUAGCUGAUGAUUAACCAAAUUAAGUGGAUAUCUAUGUAAAUCAUUUCAACGCAAAUCGAUCUAAAUUAUUGCAUCAUUAUUACCAAUCGACCCACUUUAUUAUCAAGUUAAUUGUCAUGAAAAUCUAUCACUUAAUCAGUAACAUGAUAUCCAAUUAUAAGAAAAAAAAUCUACCAAUCAUCAUACUAAUUGAUCUGAGUAAUUAUCAAACUUAAAAGUGACACAAUUAAUCGUCAAAAUAAUUUGAUUGCAGAUCAAAAAUCUGUUUGUACAAAUUAAUCAAAGUUGUUAUUGUUAUUACAUUGUUAAAAUUGAUUGUACCUGUUAACAAUUAAAUCAACUUUAACAUGUAAAGUUUUUAUAACUAAAACAAAUCUCAAAAUGUAAAA